AUGACAAGGAAGGCAUUCUUCUUCUUCUUCUGCACGCCCAUUUUCUUCACCGUCGUCUGUUUCAGUCGUCCUGCCAGCGGCGAGAGGUUCGACGAGAUCUUCCAGCCCAGCUGGGCCGCCGACCACCUCCUCUACGACGGCGAGGUCGUCCAGCUCAAGCUCGACAACUUCACCGGUAACCCCCCUCGCCACAGCCGGUGGCGGUUCUUCCCUCCGUUCCUCCACGAAUAAGCUCUGACGAUCAUGUCUGCGAUGUCGCAGGCACCGGGUUCGGCUCCAAGAGCAAGUACCUCUUCGGGAAGGCCACCGCGGAGAUCAAGCUCGCCCCCGGCGACUCCGCCGGCACCGUCACCGCCUUCUACGUACGCUACUGGAGCUCUGGAAUGGAUAGUUUCAUACAUGGUGAUGAUCUGUAUCUGAAUGGAUGAUGAUGCUGCAGAUGUCCUCCGACGGGCCGAACCACCACGAGUUCGACUUCGAGUUCCUGGGGAACUCAUCGGGCGAGCCGAUCCUGGUGCAGACCAACGUCUACGUCAACGGCGUCGGCAACCGGGAGCAGAGGGUGGGGCUCUGGUUCGACCCCACCGCCGACUUCCACAGCUAUGGCAUCCUCUGGAACCGCCAGCAGGUGGUGUUCCUCGUGGACGAGACUCCCAUAAGGGUUUUCGAGAGGAAGAAGAAGACGAAGAGCUGGGAGAGGGAGCUCGCCUUCCCCGACGACCAGCCGAUGGGGAUCUACAGCUCCAUCUGGAACGCCGACGAUUGGGCGACUCAAGGGGGGAGGGUGAAGAUCGACUGGUCGCAUGCCCCCUUCGUCACCACCUACAGGGGAUUCUGGGUCGACGCCUGCGAGUGCCCCGCCGGCACCGGCGCCGGCGCCGGAGAAGAAGACAUGAAGAGGUGCGCCGGCCAGGGGAACGAGCAGGGGAGGCGGUACUGGUGGCAGGAGCCCAUGAUGGAGGAGCUGAGCCUCCACCAGAGCCACCAGCUGCUGUGGGUCCGCAACCACCACCUCGUCUACGACUACUGCGCCGACUCCGCCCGCUUCCCCGCCGCCCCUCCCGAGUGCGAGCCAUGA
This is a messenger RNA of Spirodela intermedia, 1078 nucleotides long. The record is from the annotation of a GenBank genome assembly. Lineage: Eukaryota; Viridiplantae; Streptophyta; Magnoliopsida; Alismatales; Araceae.